This is a messenger RNA of Zea mays, 2516 nucleotides long. RefSeq names its product Protein LAZ1. Lineage: Eukaryota; Viridiplantae; Streptophyta; Magnoliopsida; Poales; Poaceae. The record is from RefSeq and is a predicted model, not a curated record. The coding region runs from base 922 to 2106 and encodes 394 amino acids. The transcript has 10 exons.
CACCUAAUCCUCUGUAUGUAAAUGUAAUCAAGCCCCACGCUCCCCAUGGUUCUCUUCCAACCCCAAUUAAUCCUAGGCAGGCAAAGCUCGUUUUUUCUUGUGCGCCGGUUGAUUGGGCUCUCUGUUUGCGGAGUCUUGCUCUCCCUCUGGUCGGUUUUCGUUGAUCCCUCCUGCAUUGGUUUGCUCCGGCUCAGAUCCGAUUCUCUAGGUUUGUAUCCUUUCCUUUAGUUCUGUUUUGGAUCCUCCCUUCGUCAAGUUUUCCGGCGGUGACGGUGAGGGAGAAGUGGGUUGGCAAUUUGACGAAGACACGGCCGCCCACCGCCGUGGGGUCAUCCAUUAGUGCGACGUCCGACGUCGCCAUGGGUGAUCCGGCUGCUCGAGCUUGCUCAGUUCCAGAUUUCCCAGUAGCCCCCUUCAAAUCUUUGAUCGGGGUUGGGUGCAAAGCAACGUUAUUUCUGCUUCAUUCAUGAAGAGAGACCAAAGUAUCAAGUGGAACAACAGAAUUUUAGGUACUGCCGUGCCGCUCAACAAGGGAAGAGCAAGAGCUCCAGUCUCUGUCUCACUUAUUAUGAUCCUCUAUGAACCAUACCCUGCAACAGAUUUCAUUCCAAACGGGGCAUAAUCAUUGAAGACCAGUUAAGGGGGGCAGUGAGAAGGGAUGGCGGUGGAGUUGGCCAAGCAAUUGCUUGCGGUUAUUGGAAGCUAUACACCACCUCUCUGGGCUACCCUCAUCGCCGGGGUUUUUGUUAUCAUCUCCGUCUCGCUGUCCCUGUACUUGCUGUUCAAUCAUCUGUCAGCCUACAAAAACCCAGAGGAACAGAAGUUUCUUGUCGGCGUCAUUCUCAUGGUGCCGUGCUAUGCAGUCGAGUCGGUAAGUACAUAUCACUGGUAAAUCCAUCAAUAAGUGUUGAUAUCGAAAUCAUGCGAGAUGGCUAUGAGGCAUUUGCUAUGUACUGUUUUGGGCGCUAUCUAGUUGCUUGCUUAGGUGGUGAAGAUAGGACAAUUGAAUUUUUGAAUAGGGAAGGUGGUUCAGGUUCUGCUGCACCACUUUUAGGACAAGCAUCUGAACAACGAUACGUAAACCAUCCUUUUCCAAUGAACUACGUGCUUAAACCGUGGCCGCUAGGCGAAUGGUUCUACUUGGUCAUCAAAUUUGGGCUAGUUCAGUAUAUGAUAAUAAAAUCAAUAUGUGCUAUUCUUGCGGUGAUUCUUGAAUCCUUUGGAGUGUAUUGUGAAGGAGAGUUUAAGUUGAACUGUGGGUACUCUUACACGGCCGUGGUUCUCAAUUUCAGUCAGUCAUGGGCCUUAUACUGUCUCGUCCAGUUCUACACCGUGAUAAAGGAUGAGUUAGCUCAUAUAAAGCCUCUUGCGAAGUUUCUGACAUUCAAGUCCAUUGUGUUCUUAACAUGGUGGCAAGGUAUAGCAAUCGCAUUGCUCUUCAACUGGGGUUUGUUGAGAGGUCCUAUCGCUCAAGAACUGCAGUUCAAGUCAAGUAUCCAAGACUUCAUUAUCUGCAUAGAGAUGGGUGUUGCUGCCGUUGCCCACCUGUAUGUCUUCCCUGCGAAGCCGUACGAGCUGAUCGGUGAUCGUCUUGUUGGAGAUGUUUCUGUUCUUGGAGACUACGCUUCUGUCGACUGCCCUCUAGAUCCAGACGAGGUCAAGGAUAGCGAGCGCCCAACCAAGUUCAGGCUUCCCCAGCCAGAUGAUCAUGUCCGGUGUUCCACUGCCAUAAAAGAAAGCGUUCGCGAUGUCGUACUUGGAGGCGGUGAAUAUAUCGUGAAUGACUUGAAGUUCACUGUGAACCACGCGGUGGAACCCAUCAAUGAGAAGCUGCACAUGAUAUCCGAGAACAUAAAAAAGCGCGAGAAGGGAAAGAAGAAAACAAAUGACGAUAGCUGCAUCGGUUCACCCACAUCCUUGACCAGGGUCAUCAGUGGGAUUGAUGAUCCCCUCCUGAACGGGAGCCUGAGUGACAACAGUGGCCCAAAGAAAGCGCGAAGGCAGCACAGGAAAUCAGGCUAUGCAGGCGCGGAGAGCGGCGGAGAGAGCAGCGACCAUGGCCUAGGUGGGUUUGAGAUCCGAGGGAACAGAUGGAUUACUAGCUAGGGAGUGACAACUAAGAGCAACCUGUGGAGAUGCUAUACAAAUGUCACAGGAGUUAGCCUAGCCAGUGGGUUCAAGUGUAGGAUGAGGUAUCUGGCAUGAUGUUGUAGCAUGGGCAAAUCGAGAUGAGUGAGCAAUCAGGUUGUUGUCUGUUGAUUCUUUUAGCUGAGCGCCUGAGCUGCUGAGGCCUUGAUCCUGUAUUUAAGAUGUCAGGCCUUGAUUCUUUCAGCAAGCGUUGGAAGGAAGGAAGCAAUGUGCCUGUUCUGAGCUCCCGUCAGCAUCACUUGUAAAGUUCUUAUAAGUACAGACUAGAACUAGUCAUGCAUACAAGAGAAUAGACAGUCGAUGUUUCUAUCUGUUUUUGUUUCAUUCUAAGGCCCUUGUCACACGAGCACCAGAAUUUUUUUUCUUUC